This is a messenger RNA of Anisakis simplex (herring worm), 174 nucleotides long. NCBI's taxonomy places the organism in Eukaryota, Metazoa, Nematoda, Chromadorea, Rhabditida, Anisakidae. The record is from the annotation of a GenBank genome assembly.
UUCGCCAGAAAACUGGAGAAUGCGUGUGUAUCGACAAUAGAGGAGGGCAUGAUGACGAAGGAUCUAGCGAUUUGUAUAUAUGGACUAAAGGGUGCCAGUCCUGACAAAUACCUUCACACAGAACAAUUCCUCGAUGCCAUUGACAGGAAACUGCAUUCGUUGAUGAGUAGUUAA